AGUGAUGCGUUCGGUUGUGCAGCAGAGAACAGGCUGCUCAGGCACCAGGGGCUCAGUCUUUCCGGUGUCGCACAGGAGCAACUCUGCUCACUUACUUGAAAGUCUGGAGCAGCUGAUGAUAAUUUUUUGGUAACUCGUAUCUAUGCAUAUGUAUCUGCAUUAACGCCCGGAGUACAGAAUUUUGGAAAGACGUGCGGCGCAGGAGUAAAAGGAUUUAAUUUCCAAAACGGCUAACUGCUAAACAGGUAGCUGCGGCCGCAGUCAGGUAUGUCUGAAGUUAGUCCUGAGGCUGAAUUGGGGUCGACCUCAGCCGAGGACCUUCAGGUGGAUUGUCAGGAGGAUGACAAAUCAGACGAGGGUUUGAGUGAAGACAUAAAACCCAAGGAUGUAGACAACUGUAGGGCAAAAGAUGAAGCAGGUGAUGUGAUGUAUGACAUUGAUAUUGACGGUGCCAGGGAGGAUAACGCAGAAAGUGGUGAUAAAGAUGAACAAAUGGAGAAAGAUGGCGUUUGUAGGCAAAGUGUGGUGACAUACAAUGAUGGAAAUGUUGAGUCCAGCAGUGGCGCUACACAGGUUCCUCGAAGUUUAGACAACGGAGCAGUUCACUCUGUGGAUACAGCCAAAACACCGCAGGAUAAUGGAGAUGUUCACGCGCAAACAAAGGAAAGCACAAUGACUGAGGAGUCCCAUAAAAGCUCAGCCGCUGAGAUUCCAGUCACCAUCAAUGGAGACCUGGAUCAGAACCCUGACACUAUAUUCCAGCGGGACUAUUUCCCCAGUGGCCCCGGGGCCCUGAAUCUUUCAGAGUCUGGUAUUACCAGUAGAAACUUUGCUUCAACAACAGAAGGCAUCAUUGAAUCAGGACCACACAGAGGGUCAGCAAGCCUGCCCACGUCUCCCGUGACACCUGUAGCUCCCAGCUCGGCUGUUGCUAGCCGCCUGGCUCGCUCUUCGAGCCUCGAUAGUCAGAGUGAUAAAGGUGCUAUGAAAGCACAGCCGGAGAGUGGUGCGGUGGUCCUUGCAGGUGACUUAAAGAGUCCAGCCAUGGAAAAACUGGACCUAGUGAGAAAAUGGAGCAUCAAUACAUAUAAAUGUACCAGGCAGAUUCUGUCAGAGAAGCUGGGUCGAGGCUCGAGGACCGUGGACCUGGAACUGGAGGCUCAAAUCGAAGUUCUCCGGGACAACAAGCGAAAGUACCAAAAUGUCAUCAGGCUAGCGCAGACACUGGCCAGUCAGCUGUCCCAGAUAAUGCAGACACAAAGGCAGCUUGGCGAUGCUUUUGCAGACCUUAGCCUCAAAUCACCAGAACUCCAUGAGGAGUUUGGUUUCAAUGCUGACACUCAAAAGCUUUUAUCCAAAAAUGGAGAGGCACUCCUCAGCGCCAUCACCUUCUUCAUCUCCAGUGUGAACACACUUGUGGACAAAACCAUUGAAGAUACGAUGAUCAACAUCAAACAGUAUGAAGCUGCCAGGGUGGAGUAUGAUGCCUACCGCACAGAUUUAGAAGAGUUAAAUCUGGGGCCACGUGACACCGCCACCAUGCCCAAGAUAGAGCAGUCGCAACAGCAGUUCCAGAUUCAUCGUGAGAAGUACGAGAGGAUGCGCAGUGACGUCUCCAUCAAGUUGAAGUUCCUGGAAGAGAACAAGGUGAAGGUACUGCACAACCAGCUCAUCCUGUUCCACAAUGCCAUAGCCGCCUACUACGCAGGCAACCAACAGCAGCUGGAACAAACACUCAAGCAGUUUUGCAUUAAGUCGGGUGGGGAGUCUCCAUCUUGGCUUGAAGAGCACUAAUCACUCCCUUCUUGGCCUUAGUGGCUCAGUUUGGGGCUUUGACGGAAAAUAUCAUAUUCUGCAAAACUACAUGUAGAACACCCCCCUUACACUCUACUUAUGAUUACGGCAUUAUCUUGAUACUGUAUAUAAUCAUCUCUUUCAGAUUUCUUUCAAAUGGUAGGAAAUGCACUUUUUUAUGCUGUUUGACAAAUCUGUUGAACACGUUGCUGCAGUAAUCAGAUGUGUAAAUUGUAAAUGGGCUUUUUAUUCCAGCGUAUGAAUGUUGCAUCCAGCAGGGCGGACAAGUCUCUGGAUCGAUGAGGGCGGCUGAGAGUUAAAACUGACUGUCAUUUCUCAUUCUUUUACUUUAUCAACUUUUACUGAGCUUGAGACAAAAUUCUUUAUUAAAGUCUGAGCUCCCAGGCUUCAGAAAUUAAUCAUAAAUACAAAUUUCUGCUUAUUUGAACAAAUCACAAUAAGGCCAUCUGGUCACCUUUAGAUUGAUUACUUUUUUAAAUGUCAUUCGCUUGAAAGGUAGUUAAAAAAAAUACCACAUGCUGUGAUAAAUUAGUUUUGCAAUGAUGCUACUUUGACCCCAUCUUUUGAGCAUGCCCUGUACUGUGUGUAUUUGUGGUAUGUGACUGAAUGGGUGAAAGGGCUGAUCUUUAAUUCUGCAGACAGUGAAGGACCAGCCUUAUGUGACUUUUUAACGUGCCUUAAUGUGUGUGAUUUCUUGAUGUCUUUGUCCUUCAAUGCAAUCUGGUUUCGUCAUUGGAAAUGGCCACUACUGGUUUUUGGGACCACCUCAUGACGACUGAACAGACCAGACAUAGUACAGUUCCAAACAAGACCACACUCGGCACAACUCAGAAUUAAACCUCUAUUUUGUUUUUAACACUCCAGGCUUCAGGCGCAAAAUCUAUUUAAGGAUGUGUUUUUCUCCAAGAUAUUUAUCUGUAUUGCACAUGUGCACAUUUAUGCAUUUGAGGCUUAUUACAAAACAACUGUAAGAACUGUAUGAUAUAUAAACUGUAAACCAAAAUAUGAAUAACUUGAGAACUGUUUGUUUUUGUAAAUUUGAAAGACCAGCAUCUUUUGCCUGACUUGAUAAGUUUCACUUGGCUUUACAAAAAUAUAUAUAUUUUUUCAAAGAGGACAAAUACUGGUAUUGACAGCCAGCUGUCACAUCCCUGUUUUGAUUUGUACUUUUCUUAUGGUUCACUAAAGUGGUUUCACAGUGUCUAUCUUGUACAACAAUCUGUUGUGUCCUUGAAAUAAAUGGAUAUAUAUUUGUAAUUUUGUUAUUUUACCAUGGUUAUGUAUGACCAAUGCAGCCGUUUGGCUUUGUUUUUCCAGAAGACCUACAAAACAAUACACUAGUAUGAUUGCAUACUAGUAGAUCUAGACAUUUUGUAUUAAUGACACUUUAAUAAAUGUUGACUGUGGAAGUUGUGUAAUGUCUUUCGGGGAAAAUAAAGGUUUCUUUAAGUGUU
Thalassophryne amazonica is the source of this 3269-nucleotide messenger RNA. RefSeq names its product ADP-ribosylation factor interacting protein 1 (arfaptin 1) (gene arfip1). Bases 268 to 1794 code for a protein of 508 amino acids. NCBI's taxonomy places the organism in Eukaryota, Metazoa, Chordata, Actinopteri, Batrachoidiformes, Batrachoididae. The record is from RefSeq and is a predicted model, not a curated record. Gene Ontology annotation, molecular function: phospholipid binding; protein domain specific binding. The transcript has 10 exons. Gene Ontology annotation, biological process: intracellular protein transport; regulation of Arp2/3 complex-mediated actin nucleation. Gene Ontology annotation, cellular component: trans-Golgi network membrane.